UUCUUUAUUCGCUUGAUAACGUUAUGGAAAAAUAGGUUUAUUGGCUAAACGUGGCAACUCUCCUCUGGCUGUUUAAAAAAAUGCCUAGUUUUAAAAAUCUUGUGUGCGGGUUUUGAAUAGUCAUUGGGUUAGACAUUGUAGCUAGACCUGGCAAACCUGCUGCACACCCUUCUCCAGAAAGUUGUGGGUGGCAUCGUUUUUCUUUUCUUUUACCAACCUCAAAUCUGAUCAGGACAGGACAUUGAACGUGGACAGCGCUCAGACCACCACCACGAGGAAGUCAAUUUAUGUCGGUUUUGUGGACUUUUGGCGUUUUGUGGACUUUUAGAGUUUAGAUUCAUUCUAAAUAUGUUGUACUCUGUACACUUGUCACUCGAAGUUAGUUUCAUUUUCGUUAUGAAAUUCGCAAUCAAAUUCACAGUUUAGUCUAUAUAUUUAUAUAAUGCUAAUGAAUUGUAGACCGCUUUUUAAAUAGCCUACAAUGUUUCAGUUAGUUGUGAGCAAUAUAGAACCAUUUACAAAGAAAGGUAGGCUAUUUACAAAUAGUCUGUAUCAAUGCGUCGAGGAAGGUACGUCUCAUUCAUUUGAACUUCAACAUAAUGGAUAAUCUGUGGUCACACACCAUAACUAAAAAGUGUUAGUCACACACGACAUCUCAAUACAGUAAUAUCUUGGGUUAUGAAAGGAUCGUUUGCAGUUGUACUAACCUCAAGGCUUGUAUAAAUGAUACUAUUCAAGGAUCAGUCAUUCAAAUGAACAGCAAGAAAAAAUUACAUUCGGUAGAUUUGGGUUCGAAGUCAGAAGGCAGAAAUAUCCUAGGCCUAAAUGAAAGUGGGAUAAAGGUAUUUAAAUAAUUUUAGUAGUCGGCUAGUGGUGCACAGAUGCCAUGGCAAGCACUGAACAGUCUGCUGUUGACUAUAUCCAAAAUAGCAGAAUACUUCUUGUGGAUAGCCUUGAGAACCACUCCCUGGUUAUUGACCACUUGCAUUAUCACAACGUGCUCCAUCAUGAGGAGGUCUCUUAUCUGUCCUCCAUGUAUGAGAAGUCUGAAAGAUCCAGAAAAAUGCUGGACAUGACUGUUUGCAAAGGGGAGGCUACCUGCUAUGAGCUUUUGAAGAUAUUGUACACCACCAGGACAGUUUCACUCAAACAAGAUAUGCAUUAUUGGAUCAGCUGCUUUUCUUUCAGAGAUGACCCAAAACUACAGAUUGACUUCACUCCUACUGAUUCCAAACUUUGCUUCAAGUACAUGAGGCAGUUGAAAUUGAAAGCGAUUCGGAUUUAUGAGGCAAGACAAAAAAAGCGCAUGUAUUGGCUAAAAAACAGUUCUACAUUAAAACCAUUCACAUACAUACCUCUUGUUUUGGACCCCGACGGAAGUGUGUUUCAAAAAAGCAAGAUCUCCAAAAACAAGGCCUACAAAAAAUCUCGCUCAAAAAAACUUCAAACUUACAUUCCAGCAUUCAAGAGAAAAUUAUCCCCUGAUAAUUUACUGACAGGAAAUGAGAAAAAAAUUCUGCUGGUUGGAAAACCUGGGAUAGGUAAGACUACAGUUGCCCAGGAGAUUUUGAAUCUUUGGGCACAGAAAGAGGACAAUGCGGUGAGCUACAUGUUUUACUUCAAUGAAUCCUUGAUGAGGUCUAUGUCCCACUCUGAUGACCCCACGACUCUGAAGUCACUUUUGUUUGGCAAAUACGUCAAACCAGAGGAAGGGAUUGAGGAGAUUUUGCAAGAUAUUGAACAGAAUUCUGAAAAUGUCAUAAUUGUGUUUGAUGGAAUCAUGGACACAAUCAGCAAUUCUGUAGUGAAGCGCAUUUUAGAGAAAGACCUUCUGUGUGAUGCUAAGAUUGUGACCACAUGCAGACCAGAGGCAGAAGACUGUGGGUUUCUGUCUGACUGGCCAUCUUAUCGAGUGGAAGUACACGGAUUCAAUGACGCGUCAAUCAGAUCUUUCUUUAGGUGGAUGUUUGAUACAGAUGAGGAUGCCAUUUGCAGAAUUUUGAAUAACCCUGAACUCUUUAGUCUUUGUCAUGUCCCAAUGUACGCCUUCAUAGUGACUGCCUGCAUCUGUUUGAGUGUUUCUAAAGAUCAUCCUUGCACUGUAACAGAAAUGUAUGUACAGAUCUUGCGAGAUAUCUUGAAAAUACUCAAUGACCAAACUACAGAACACCUGGGUGAAUACAUGCAUCGCCAAAAGGAGGCCCUCAGGUCUCUUGCUGAAAGCGCUUACCAAGCAAUGCUGGGCAAAACAGUCAACGUGACAAGAUUGGAUGGCGAAGACCACAGUGUGGUAGAUGCUUUUCUGACGUCAUCUGCUGCCAAGGACACAUCAACAUCAUCUUGGGCUUUUCUCCACAACACAAUGCAGGAGUUUUGGGCCUCUGUUUUUCUGUUGAUGACACCAGACAAAAUCACCCAAGUCCUUCAGCAGUGCCAGACCGAAGAAGGAAAGUACUUGAAGCACAUUUUCUCAUUCUUGUGUGGACUUUCUAGUCAGUCCAAUAACAUGGUUGAAUCAAUUAAAUUCUUGAUUUCUGAGGAAGAGGUGAGAGAACUAUCUGACAAGUACAUUGAAAAGAUCAUAGACUCAUUCAUCUACUGUGAGACACAGCCGGACCCUGAUGAAUCCAAUUCAGAUGUUGAUAUGGAAAAUCUCCUCUUCAUUUGUCAAUGCUUGUAUGAGCACCAGUCACCUGAGGCCUGCUUACUCCUCCUAGAAAAAGUGGGCUACGAGUUUAAUCUCAGUGGAGAACAGCUUGAUCCUCAACAGUGCUGUGCAGUGUCAUAUGUGAUCAGCCAAUCCAAAGACAGGAAUGUUCAACUGGACCUGGAAGACUGCUCUUUGUCAGAUCCAGGACUAAGGCUGAUUCUCAGGGCUUUGGAAAAUCUCACAAUGCUUAGACUGGAUUCCAUUACACAACUGCAGAUGUGGAAAGUUGCACUUCGCUCUGGCCUACAGAGAGACUGUGACAAUUUGCUGAGACUGUGUGAAUCUGAAAUUCACCUGUCAGUCCAAGAGCAAGAGAUGUGGAAGCCAGCAGAAGAGGUCCUGAAGCAGAAGAGACCAGAACAUAUUCAUCUCUGUCUACAUGUUGGUCAAGGCACCCAACAUAUUACCACAUCAUCAAUGAAAAUCAUCUUUGACCGUUUGUCAAACAUUGCAGAUAUCAGGUUCAUUUCACUCAAUGAUCAAAAAACGCAUUCAUGGAAUGAGGAAGUGAAGUCAUUGCAGAUGGAUCUUUACAUACAAGGAGCUCUCUAUGAGGUGACGACAGGACAGAAAUGCGUUGAGGGUUUGCGCCCUGUGCUCGCUCAUUUGAUUCACUCUGACUCUAUAGAGGAACAGAGCAAAUUUGUGGUUAGUCUGUACUCAAAGGCCCAUGACACGCAGGAAGGACUUCUACCGGUGUUGCAGCCUGUUUUCCAGACAACUCCUGCAGUAUGGUACAUAGACCUCUCUGAGAAAGGAACCUCUGGUAUCCUUGAAGUGCUGAAAUUUCUGAAUGUGAAGAAACCAGUUGAGCUGUGGUGGUCGGAUGAAGAGAGCGAGAGGGAAUUGACCAUUUUCCUUCAGUGUCUACCCUACAUUUCAGAGCUGAGAUUCAACGACUGCAUUCCGAACACCAAUGAUGCUAUCAAGGUGCUUGUGGAUCUCUUCAUCUGUGCAGCAACGUUGCAAGGAGAGACGCUAAACAUGCUUUCAUCAGUAUGUGGAUACUCAGCUUUCCCCUUUGCUGAUCAGGACAACGCUGGACAGUGUGAUUUUCUGUUAGAUCUGUACUCGCAUGUGAGCGACUACGAGACUCAGACAGGCAGAAGUGUCCUUCCAGCGUUACUGCCACUUUACCGGACAGCUCCUGCAGUCUGGUCCGUAGACCUCUCUGAGAGAAAGGCCUCCCUCCUCCUAGAAGUGCUGAAACUCCAACCAGAGAAGAGACCGGUGGAACUGAGGGACUGGUCAGGUGACGAGAGUGACGUGAGGAGUUUCCUUCAGUGUCUACCCUACAUAUCACACCUCAGGUUUCUCUCCAGACAGGAUGAGGGGGAGCUGCCUGAAGAGUGGAGGAUCACAUUCUUUCCAUGGUCUUGUCGUUUCCUUUUGAAAGUGUUUCUUCAAGGAGCUGUUAAUGACAUACUGAGUGGACAGAGGUCUGUCGAGGCACUCCUGUCUGCUCUGGGGUUAGCUCAUUCAUAUGACUCUACAGAGAAGUGUAUGCUUCUGUUAGAUCUGUACUCACAUGCGAAGGACUAUGAGAUUCAUACAGGCAGAAGUGUCCUUCCAGGGUUACAGCCAGUUUACUGGUCAACUCCUGCAGUCUGGUCAAUAGACCUCUCGGAGAGAAAGGCCUCCCUCCUCCUAGAAGUGCUGAAACUCCAACCAGGGAUGAGACCGGUAGAGUUGAGGGGUUGUUCAGAUGACAAGAGUGACGUGAGGAGUUUCCUUCCGUGUCUACCCUACAUUUCACACCUCAUUUGUGACUGCCAGUUCUUCCUGUCUAUGUGUGAUGCACUCUCUGUGGGUUCGGAGGGAGAUGCACUGCUAUCCCACUCUCUCCUCCAGGCCCUACACUACACUCUCACAUUGUCCGGGUGGUUGCCCAGUGUACGCUGCGAGGCAGUAGGAGCAGUCCUAGGCCAGUCUACUGCUGACGAGGAACUGGACGUCACUCUCACCCCACAGAGUAUCUCUCUCCAAGGAGCUAAACUUCUCUUCAAACAAGUGAAAGAGCUUCACAAGCUUAGAAUGAAUGAAAUGGCAACAGUGAAGCUAGCUAGGAUGUCACUUUUGUGCAAAAGGCCAAUGAUCGUUAAGGAGCUGACCCUGGUCUUAUCUAGGCCAAAUCCAACAAAACGGGUGCAGUGUAGAGUGAUCAGUAGUUUAGCUUCACUACUGACAGUGUGGACCGUAAGAAGCUUGGAUCUGACAGACUGUCCCAUCGAGGGUUACCUUCUUACUCCUCUGUUGUGUCAUCGGGGUCCGCUCACUAUCAGACUAAGUGAGGAGAUUCUGCAACAGCUGGCAGUUGUGGUAUAUGAGGCUCAGAAUGAGGAACUGACCCAGUGCUUCCUGGAGAAGGUUGAUGGAGACCUGUCUAACUGUAGACUGGACUGGAAUGUGCUUCACUACCUGCUGAAGACCACCACACAACCCAUCACCAUCAACCUCAGGAGGAGCAGAAUCAGACAGCAAGACAUGCCUCAUCUUCUCCCGUUCCUGAAUAAUAUUCACUUUCAAAGAAUGAAUUCCCACUUUGAGAGGACAGCGCUGAAAGAAAUCCACCAACAACGUGCUGGUCACAUGGUGACGACUUUAGUGAGGUCAUCAGACGAAUGGAUCAACUUGAACAACCUGGUCUUGAAACAGGACGACUGUGAAGCACUGCGCUUUGCUUUACACUACAGUGACGGGGUGAAACUCAACCUGUUGUGGACUGUCAUUCCAAAGGAGGAGAUGGGGAAGAUUCUGACUCUUCUGCACAGGGUCUCUGAACUCAGGGUCGACAGGAAACUACUCCUGGAGCUCCUCCAUGCCUGGACAGGAUUGAUAACACAAACAGAAGCACCCGCUGCACUGUUGAGGGUUCUGAAUCACAAACUGGACCUCUCCUGCUCUUCUGCCAUGGAUCUGUCAGGGCAGGAGGAAGAUACUGUUUUGAGCCUCAGUUCUUGGGACUGCAGGGCCAUCUCUGCAGCCAUCAAUAAAGCUGAUGGUGACACAGAGCUGAUUCUACACGACUGUCAGGUUGAGGAUGCAGGACUAGAGGAGUUUUACAAAGAGUCCAUUUUACAAAGAGUCCAUUUGAGCCUUGGAAAACCUAUUUUGCUGCAGCUCCUUCACCUGGUAUUUGUGGGAGAUGGAGGCAGGUCAGAGAGACUUGCUUCACUACUAUCCAGAGCCCUGGGGAAGGAACUGGACCUCAGUCAUACCCCGUUGGACCUGAUGGCCUGUUCGUCACUGGCAUUGAUUCUGGAGCACUCAGAAGGGCUUUCAGAGCUGGACCUCAGCGACUGCCAUCUCACUGACACACAUCUGGAGUUUCUGCUCACACAUCUGCACAAGGCACAAGUCCUAAAGUAAGGGUAUUUUCAGAUGCAGUACAUUGAAUUAAGUGGAAGUGUAACGGUUGUCGUCUGGAGAUAGAGAGGACCAAAGCGCAGCGUGGUUAGUGUUCAUCUUUUUAAUGGAACACUGAACACUUCAAAAACACAAACCGAAACAGUUCUAUCUGGUGCAGACACACAAAGACUGAAAAUAAACACCCACAAACCCAACAGAAAACAGGCUACAUAAAUAUGGUUCCCAAUCAGAGACAAUGACUAACACCUGCCUCUGAUUGAGAACCAUAUCAGGCCAAACAAGAAACC
This is a messenger RNA of Oncorhynchus mykiss (rainbow trout), 6366 nucleotides long. Lineage: Eukaryota; Metazoa; Chordata; Actinopteri; Salmoniformes; Salmonidae. The record is from RefSeq and is a predicted model, not a curated record.